Messenger RNA from Caenorhabditis bovis, 1449 nucleotides. NCBI's taxonomy places the organism in Eukaryota, Metazoa, Nematoda, Chromadorea, Rhabditida, Rhabditidae. The record is from the annotation of a GenBank genome assembly.
AUGAUUCAAGCAGAGCCGGUAAAAAGAGUCGGGUUAGAUGAUUUGCACAAAAAACCCACAGAUCUUAAAACGGCCAUAGAAAACUCUGAUGGUGAAGGCUUCAUAGGCGCAUUUAUUCAAAAUCAAUCGUUUUCGACGACCGACGCCGAAGGAAACACUUUACUUCAUUUUGCGGCGAAACGCGGAAAUCGUUUGAUGGUCCGAGCAAUUUGCUCAUUCUCAAAUCAUCUUGAAUUGUGGAAAAGAAAAAAUUCUGAAGGAAAGCUGCCGAAAGAUGUCACAGAUGAUCCUUCAAUCCGCCGAGAUUUGAUGUCCCUUGAAUCAGCUCGACCGCUUGCGCAGAAUCAUCAUACAAAAUUUAAUAAACAGCUAGUCGAAAAACGGAUAAAAGAGCCGAGGAAUGAAAAUUUGAAAGUUCUUCUAAGCAUGGAUGGUGGCGGUCUUCGAGCCAUUAUUCAAUCAAUGUUCCUUGUUGAAAUGGAAAAAGAACUUGGCAGACCCAUAUAUGAGCAUGUGCAUUGGAUUGGUGGCACGAGUUGUGGUGGAAUCAACGCUGCCACUUUGGCAUGUGGAAUUGGAUUAAUAGACGCGCAAAAGAUAUUUUUGACGUCUCGCCGCCGAAUAUUUUGUGGAAACACCAGCAUGUUCCCAAAACACGAUCCUCGGGGUAUCGAAAAAAUUUUGAAAGAUUUGUUCGGAACAAAGACACCAAUUUCGAAUAUUACUGCACACAAAAUUAUGGUGACUACUGCGAAAGUACAAUCAGCCCCGCCUCUUCUUUAUCUGUUUCGUUCUUAUGCUCCCAGAAUCACCAAUAAGGAGUUUGAGCAAUUGGGAUAUCUUGAUCCAAGCAAAAUUCUUCUUUGGAAGGCGAUUAGGUGCACUUCCGCAGCACCAUUGUAUUUUUCUUCUUUUAAUGGAAUGGCAGAUGGUGCCAUAUUCUGCAAUAAUCCAUGUAUCGCUUUAAUGACGGAAUUUUUCAAAUUGAAGAAAAUUGAAAAUCAUAGGGGAAUUAAAAACAACGAUGAGAUAGGUUGUGUGAUAUCAAUUGGAACAGGAAUCGAACCGGUCGUUCCACUCAAUGGAAUUGACAUCAAUGUCAACAACGCAUUCUCUUUUGGGGGAAAUUUUCGCGAAAUCAUGGCGAGCGGAAAAAAUUUGAUAACUAUGUUUUUGUAUCAGUGUACUACGUCGCAUAAUGUGAACGUUGGCCAAAGUCGUGAAUGGGCGCACUCGAUCAAUGUGCCAUUUUUUCGAUUUUCGCCGAAACUUUCGAAAUGCUUUGAACUCGACAAUGUUAAUCCGGAAAUCAUGUUCAAUUCUAUGUUUGAAACCCUAAUUUAUGUAAAUCAGAUUAAACCGGAAAUUGUGGAUUUGUGCAGGCUCCUUAAAGCGUUGCCCAAGAAUGAACAGAGUUGCGAUUAUCUAAAAAUAACGAAAAAUGAAUAA